Messenger RNA from Spirometra erinaceieuropaei, 639 nucleotides. The record is from the annotation of a GenBank genome assembly. Lineage: Eukaryota; Metazoa; Platyhelminthes; Cestoda; Diphyllobothriidea; Diphyllobothriidae.
AUGGCGCGCCACAAGGUGGACAUCGCUGCACUCAGCGAGACCCGCUUCUCCAAACAAGGUCAACUGGAGGGGGUGGGAGCUGGCUGCACCUUCUUCUGGAACGGCUGCCCCAGGGCCGAUCAACAGGACGCGGACGUCGCCCUUACCAUUCGGAAAGACAUCGCGGAACCACUGCCCUGUCUGCCGCAGGGCAUCAACGAUCGCCUGAUGAGCUUGUGUCUGUCCCUUCGGAGAUUCAACUUCGUCACCAUUGUCACCGCCCACGCCUCAAAAACAACGGACUCGGACGAGGCAAAGGCAAAGUUCUACGAAGUUCUGCAUGCCGUCCUGGCGCCUGUGUCGAGUGCGAAUAGGUUGAUUGUCAUUGGUGACUUCAAUGUCCGCAUCGGGACAAACUGCGCUGCCUGGAGGGGAGUGCUGGGUCCUCAAGGAAUCGUCGGCUGCAGCGAUUACGGCCCCUUGUCGUGCGAACCUUCACUGAACACCGCCUCCUGCCGACCAACAUCUUUUAUUCGCAUGCAGUUGCGGAUGAAACCCGCCUGGAUGCACCCCCCGAUCGCGGUGCUGGCAGUUGCUAAACUAUGUUCUCGUCUGGCAGCGGGAUCAGCAGGAAGUGAUAGUGACCAAGGCGAUCUGUGA